Messenger RNA from Varroa destructor (honeybee mite), 1685 nucleotides. Its product is annotated as beta-1,3-galactosyltransferase 6-like. Gene Ontology annotation, biological process: protein O-linked glycosylation; glycosaminoglycan biosynthetic process. Gene Ontology annotation, cellular component: Golgi membrane. Lineage: Eukaryota; Metazoa; Arthropoda; Arachnida; Mesostigmata; Varroidae. The record is from RefSeq and is a predicted model, not a curated record. Gene Ontology annotation, molecular function: galactosylxylosylprotein 3-beta-galactosyltransferase activity.
CAAUAGCAAGAAAAGUUCACCGGAGAUAAGCACCGCGCUGUCAUAAUCUGCAUAAACAGAGGCCGGCUGAGUUAGUCUUUCGAACAAAUGAACUGGUGGAGUUUGUUCAGCGAUUCAGCGACGUAUGGAACCGAAGGCACAGUAGUGUGGCGACGUAGAAAGAACCUCGCUUGGUUUGUUGAUUGUAAAUGCGUAACGGCCGAAUGCAUAUUGUAUUUCGAGCAUCAUGAAAAACAUAUGGCAAAGUGAAGCAAUUUUAAUUGCCGGAAUCCCACUUAUCAAUUCGUGUAGAUGUGUCACCGCACCAGCCGCGUUUUUCCUUCGAUUCACCAAGUAUCAUUUCAAAGACAUCUAUCGAAGUACCAGCUGAGCUGAUGCGCUAACUAAUACACAUAGCAAGAUUUUGAGGAUGUACGCCAAGUUCCUGUUAAAAUCAAGUGAAAUGUGGACUAAUAUUGUGUUGCAAACUAUGCAAAUGGCCUUCAGGCGAUGUUUUUAAAAUCUACGUAACGGCCAAGUAGCCGUAAAAAACAUGUAGAGAUGCCGUUUAAAAGCGACAACUUCGCUGCCCUCAAACGCCGAUACACCCGAUACUCUAUUCGAACAGCGAUGUUUUUUGACUGGCACAAUCGACGUGGUUGGAAUCGCAAGAUUAUUAUGUGUGCUCUCAUAGUGUUCUUCACUAUAUAUAUACCGCUCAUAAUAUAUCAUUUAAGAGCAACGCGGGAUAAGCAGGCAACCACGCUUUGUGUAGCCAUUCUUUCGACGCCUAAUAAAGAGGGUGCCCAUAAACGGGCCGCUUGUCGGGAUAGUUGGCUCACGCUGGCUCCUGAAAAUGAUGCUGCUGUCAAAACAUUUUUUUUCCUUGGUCAGCCACUGGCGCAUCUUUUAAAAGGACCCCUUGGCGAGGAUCGGGCAGAAAGUGAGCCGGGGGUCGCGUUGAAUUCAAUCAAGAAAUCGAUUCUUGAAGAACAACAAGCAUAUGGUGACCUAGUUGACUUACCCUUGGACGAUCACUACGCGAAUCUUAGUCUAAAGGUCCUUCAAACUAUUAAGUAUCUUUCUGAAAACGAACAGUGCAAAUUUAUUUUCAAGGCCGAUGAUGACACAUUUGCCCGACUUGACCUAAUGCUUGCAGAACUAACGAAUGUCAAUUUGGACAAAUGGCUUUAUUGGGGCUAUUUUACAGGACGUGCGUCCGUAUACCAUAAAGGAAGAUGGGCUGAAAACAAUUGGUUCUUAUGCGACCGAUACUUGCCAUACGCCCGCGGCGGAGGUUACGUUUUCUCUGGUGGAUUAGGAAAGUUCAUUGCGGAUUAUGUGGAUGUUUGGGAGAGGUAUGUUAAUGAGGACGUGUCGUUUGGUGCGUGGACUGCCGGCUUAACGUUAAAAAGAGUGCACGAUCCUCGAUUCGAUACAGAAUAUCUAUCCCGGGGUUGCCUUAACUCGUAUCUGGUCACUCAUAAGCAGAAGCCAGAGGAGAUGCGCCGGAAAAUUCAAAAUUUGAAAAACACUGGUCAAAUGUGUGACGUCGAAGGCGAAGCUCGGUCAAGCUACGAAUACAACUGGAAGCUACCGCCUACACAAUGCUGUGAUCAGCAAUAUAACAGGCGCAAAAUCACGUUUAUCAAAUAAAGUAAAUCAAUCAGAGAUAAAUCGAAUAAAGUAACUAAAAGUAUUAUUUA